AUGGUGCUGCAUUCUUGGUUGGUCGUUUUGCUGGAGGAGGAAGGGGGGGAGCAGAGCAGCGAGCCAGUGAUGCACGUGAGGGGGAGGUCAGGCCGUGUUGGUGCUGCAGCUGGACGCGUUGCAGCAGUCAUUAGGCGUGCAGAUAGAGCUGCUCAACCUGGAUCCCAAGGACAUGGUGGAGGACUGGAGUUGGAGCGGCAGCUGGACGCGUUGCAGCAGUCACUGGGAGUGCAGAUAGAGCUGCUGACUCUGGAUCCCAAGGACAUGGUGGAGGACUGGAGUGAGAGCGUUGCCUUGCUGCAGUUGGAGCGGCAGCUGGGCACACUGCAGCAGUCUGUAGGCGUGCAGAUAGAUCUGCUGAAUUUGGACCCAAAAGAUAUGGUGGAGGACUGGACGGUUUCGGAGGGAGUGAGUGAGUGGGUUGCGUGGCAGUUGGAACGGCAGUUGGACGCGUUGCAGCAGUCUCUGGGCGUGCAGAUAGAGCUGCUGAACCUUGGGUGGAGUGGAGGACUGGAGGGUGCGUGUUGA
This is a messenger RNA of Closterium sp. Naga37s-1, 528 nucleotides long. The record is from the annotation of a GenBank genome assembly. Lineage: Eukaryota; Viridiplantae; Streptophyta; Zygnematophyceae; Desmidiales; Closteriaceae.